Molecule: messenger RNA, 1182 nt
Organism: Cyclospora cayetanensis
Lineage: Eukaryota; Apicomplexa; Conoidasida; Eucoccidiorida; Eimeriidae
Product: casein kinase II subunit alpha-2
Exons: 9
Coding region: 1-1182 (393 amino acids)
Biological process (GO): protein phosphorylation
Cellular component (GO): nucleus; protein kinase CK2 complex; cytosol
Molecular function (GO): ATP binding; protein serine/threonine kinase activity
Source: RefSeq, a predicted model, not a curated record
AUGAAGUCGAGCGGAGCUUCCGCUGGCUCGACCCCGAAUAUAGCGCGCUACUACGCAGACGCAAACGCCAAUCGACCGCGCGAGUACUGGGACUAUGAGAAUUUCGUUGUGCGGUGGGGAGCGCCCGACGGCUACGAGGUGAUCCGCAAGCUUGGCAGAGGGAAGUACAGCGAAGUGUUCGAGGGUAUUUGCGUUGCGAGACCACAAGCCUCCGCAGCAGAAGAGCUGGCAGCUGCAGCGGCAGCAGGGGCGUCUUCGGCAGCCGUGGGAACUGUUGGCGGAGAGGAGCAGCAAAAUUCGAAUGCCAGGGAGAGCCUGGCCGUUGUUGGACAGCGCUGCGUCAUCAAAAUCCUCAAGCCGGUGAAGAAAAAAAAGAUUCGGAGGGAAGUGAAGAUCCUCCAAAAUCUCUACGGCGGACCAAACAUCAUCAAGCUGCUCGAUGUUGUGAAGGAUCCCCUUAGCCGGACUCCUGCACUGAUCUUUGAGUACGUGAAUAACAUUGACUUUAAGACCCUCUAUCCAACGCUGAAGGACUAUGAAAUUCGCUAUUACAUCUACCAGAUCCUGAAGGCCCUGGAUUACUGUCACAGCCAAGGGAUCAUGCACCGCGAUGUGAAGCCACACAACGUUAUGAUUGAUCAUGAGAAGCGGGAGCUGCGCCUCAUAGACUGGGGUCUUGCGGAGUUUUAUCAUCCUGGUCACGAAUACAAUGUACGGGUUGCGAGUCGAUACUACAAGGGGCCCGAGCUGCUUGUUGACCUCCAGGUUUACGAUUACUCUCUCGACAUAUGGAGCCUUGGAUGCAUGCUUGCAGGCAUUAUUUUCAAGAAGGAGCCUUUCUUCUAUGGGCAUGACAACUAUGACCAGCUCGUCAAAAUCGCGAAGGUUCUGGGGACGGACGGGCUCUACGCCUACCUGGAGAAGUACGAUUUGGAGCUGGAGAAGAAUUUCGCGCAGUUGGUGGGGAAGCAUACAAAGAAGCACUGGGGCCGCUUCAUUACGCCUGAGAAUCAGCACCUUGCAACUCCCGAGGCAGUGGAUUUGAUUGAUCAGAUGUUGGUGUAUGACCACCAAAUGCGGAUCCUCCCGAGGGACGCCAUGCUGCAUCCCUACUUCAGACCUGUUGUUGAGGAAGAGCAACGCAACGCGGCGGCAGCAGCAAUAGAGGCUCCUCGGCUGUAA